This is a messenger RNA of Hordeum vulgare subsp. vulgare (domesticated barley), 1479 nucleotides long. RefSeq lists its product as uncharacterized. Bases 284 to 1372 code for a protein of 362 amino acids. Lineage: Eukaryota; Viridiplantae; Streptophyta; Magnoliopsida; Poales; Poaceae. The transcript has 3 exons. The record is from RefSeq and is a predicted model, not a curated record.
ACACGGGCGCUCCGGCAACUCCAGAUUUUCCACGGGAGUGGAGCACGAGCGCGGCGGCGACUCCUCCGGCGACCACGGCGCGGUUCUCGCGUGACCAGGGCGUUCACCAGGGUCAGGGUGGUUCUGCUCCGACUCGGGCUCUAGGCCGUUGCCUAUCUGCAAUCCGAGCCCGGCUGGGAGUUCGAUUAGUUAGUCAUCCCGACGCUCCCACUUGAUAAAUAAGGGGAGGGAUCCCACUUCAUCGCCAGAUCCAGUUAGGACCGGAAAAUCGAUAGGAGGAGACAUGUCUAAACGUCAGCACUCCCACCUCGACGGCGACCGCACCGGAAAAAGGCCGCGGCGUGCGCCGAAGAAGCACCUCUACCUGGUGCUGGAUGAUUGGGACACGGGCUUCAGCAUCUACAAGGUUGAUGCCGACACUUUGCAAGAUACCUGCACCGACGUGCAGCUUGGGUUCCUUGACCCUCCCGUCCUCCGGUUUCCCGUACGCCGUCAUGACAUGGGCUUCACAGCCUUUGGUAACAGCAUCUUCAUCGCCACCAACCCACGCUGUCCACAGACUCCCACCCUCAUAUAUGAUACCGAGACAGCGGGAAUCACCAUCGGGCCAAGCCUACCACGUUCACUGCUCGGUGGCAUUGACAUCUCUGUGGCUCUCGGUGGUAUGCUGUAUGCGUUGAGAUCUUGCCAUGUCGGCGAGCAGCACUCUUUUGAGGCCAUGUCAUGGGCAGCCACGGGAAAUGAUGAGCUGUGGUAUCCACGGCCAGACAUGGAUUGGUCCUGGAAAAGUGUGCCAUCACCGCCGCCAUUUGCCGCAGAUGAUAUAAUUUCCUCUUACGCGCUGCACCCAGACGGGCACACCAUAUUCAUGUCUGCACACGACAGAUAUUAUCAACAUGUUCCAAAGGGUACAUUCUCAUUUGACACUAAGCGUUCUGAGUGGAGGUGGCAUGGGGAGUGGGCGCUACCUUUCCAAGGGCAAGGCUACUACGACAGCGAGCUAGACGCAUGGAUUGGGCUGUGUAAUGACGGGUACAUUUGUGCCUGUGAAGUUGCCUCCCGCAGCAGCGAAAGUGAUUUGCAGCCAUAUUGGAAGAUUGUGAAGGAGAAGAUGUUCCUCAAAGUCCCGGAGCGGCGACUGGCAGCAACAAGUGCCACUCUCGCCUACAUGGGCAACAGCAACUUUUGCCUUGUCGAUUGUGUGCAGCGCGAGGGAGUGGAAUCCGUCUUCGAUUGUUGUGUGCUCCAUAUGAGCACGUUUGGCCUUAAGUAUGAUCGCAGGGGAGAGCUGCAAACCACGCGUCACUGCUCUAACUCUUGUGUAGUGUCUAAGCAUAUCCUGUCCUUUUCUCCUCUAGUGUUCUGGAUGUAAGAAGUGUUUUGCUUGUUCUAUGCAAGCCUGCUGUGUAAUCUUGAUGUAAGCUGUGUGAUAUGUGGCACCACGAAGAGAAAUAAAAAGAAGUCAGUUCCCUUCUGCAA